GUCUGGAAUUCCGUUUCCGCUUUAGGGAGUGGACGGUGAUUUUUUUUUCCUAUUUACGAACCAACUUUUAUUCCCACGGCAACUCAGAUAGUUUUAAGCUAACUUUUCCUGGAUAUUUAAACAUCGUAACGACGAUGGCCUCCUCACCACAGAAGUCCCCUUCCUCUCCGAAAUCUCCGACACCCAAAUCCCCGUCUUCCAGAAAGAAAGACGACUCUUUUCUGGGAAAACUUGGUGGAACUUUGGCGAGAAGGAAAAAGGCAAAAGAAGUGUCUGAGCUUCAGGAAGAGGGGAUCAAUGCCAUCAACCUUCCUCUUAGCCCUUCUCACUAUGAGCUGGACCCUGAGGACACCAUGCUGGAGGAGAAUGAAGUGCGCACCAUGGUGGACCCAAACUCUAAGAAUGACCGCAAGCUGCAGGAGCUCAUGAAGGUGUUGAUCGACUGGAUAAAUGAUGUUCUGGUGGGGGAGCGGAUCAUUGUGAAGGAUCUGGCUGAAGAUCUGUAUGAUGGGCAGGUUCUGCAGAAACUAUUUGAAAAGCUUGAAGGUGAGAAGCUCAACGUGGCGGAGGUCACCCAGUCAGAGAUCGCCCAGAAACAGAAGCUGCAGACUGUUUUAGAACGCAUCAACGACUCGCUCAAACUCUCCACCAGAAACAUUCGCUGGAAUGUUGACUCGGUUCAUGCCAAGAGUAUAGUUGCCAUCCUGCACCUGCUGGUGGCGCUGUCACAACACUUCAGAGCACCAAUCAGAUUGCCAGAUCACGUUUCUAUCCAAGUAGUGGUCGUCCAGAAAAGAGAGGGCAUUCUUCAAUCCAGACAAAUUCAAGAGGAAAUCACUGGCAACACAGAAGCUUUCUCUGGCAGACAUGAGCGCGACGCCUUCGACACCCUCUUCGACCACGCUCCAGAUAAGCUCAAUGUCGUCAAAAAGACACUGAUCACAUUUGUGAACAAGCAUCUGAACAAGCUCAACCUAGAGGUGUCUGAGUUGGACACACAGUUUGCAGACGGUGUAUAUCUGGUGCUGCUGAUGGGGCUGCUGGAGGGAUACUUUGUGCCACUCUACAACUUCUUCCUCACGCCAGAAAACUUCGACCAAAAGGUGCAUAAUGUGUCUUUCUCCUUUGAGCUGAUGCAGGACGGAGGUCUGGAGAGACCAAAGCCCCGGCCAGAAGAUAUAGUGAACUGUGACCUUAAAUCAACCCUGCGUGUCCUCUACAACCUCUUCACCAGGUACAGGAACGUAGACUGAGCGCCACGUUGUAGCAAGAGGGAACACUUUUUUAACCACGGACCACACGCUAAAGCUUCAAACAUUUUCAUUCUAAUCAUUUUAGAAAUGUGUUGUUUUUGUAGGAAUGCAUGCGUCACAUUUAGUUCCCGCUGGAUAAUGUACCGCACAUAAGUCUUAAACUUGUUUCAUACAUUGUUCAUGUCACCAGCCUAAAUGUUUGGCUUUUAUUGUAACCCAGGCAUUGCAACAAAACCCUACAGACAUAUAUUGAUGAAAUAAGAUAGCUAAUGUUUAUCUUGACUCAUAAAGAUCAUUCUAUAACUUCUUUUUGUAUAGCUAUCACGAAGGGCAAAUUUUUAGACAAACAUUUGUAUCUUUUAAUUACAGAGA
Molecule: messenger RNA, 1625 nt
Organism: Scomber japonicus (chub mackerel)
Lineage: Eukaryota; Metazoa; Chordata; Actinopteri; Scombriformes; Scombridae
Gene: parvaa
Product: parvin, alpha a
Exons: 13
Coding region: 135-1253 (372 amino acids)
Biological process (GO): cilium assembly; establishment or maintenance of cell polarity; substrate adhesion-dependent cell spreading
Cellular component (GO): cytoplasm; focal adhesion; actin cytoskeleton
Molecular function (GO): actin binding
Source: RefSeq, a predicted model, not a curated record